CUGUGUGGAAAAUAUAACGUCAAGAAUUUUGUUUUCUCAAGCAGUGCAACUGUAUACGGCCCACCAAAGAGCUUACCGAUAAAAGAGAGCGAUCAGGUGGGAUGUGGGAUUACAAAUCCGUAUGGUCAAACCAAGUACAUGAUCGAACGCAUCCUUAUGGAUAUAGCCAAUGCUGACAAGAGCUGGAACAUAAUUCUUUUGAGAUAUUUCAAUCCAGUGGGCGCUCACCCCAGCGGGCUUAUUGGUGAAGACCCGAAGGGCAUCCCAAAUAACUUGAUGCCGUAUCCAGGUGGCUAUUGGAAAACUGCCAGUGCUGUACAUAUUUGGCAACAAAUUCGACACUCCCGAUGGCAAGUUGUUGCCUUUCAUUAUCAUUUAGCUCAAGCUUCUCAAAAGAGAACUUCCGACUUGACAGAUGUAGCAGCAAAUUUGUUCGAUACGCUUUGUGUUUCAGGGACUGGUAUGCGUGAUUACAUCCACGUUGUGGACCUCGCUCGAGGACAUGUAGCAGCCUUUGAUCGCCUAAAAAAGCACAAAAAUAUCGGUUGCGAAGUGUACAAUCUUGGAACAGGAAAAGCAUAUUCCGUGCUGGAGAUGGUUGCGGCUUUGGAAAAAGCAAGCGGCCGAAAAGUAUGUUUAACUGUUCAUCGGUUAAGGCAUUCAUUGAAAUUAUUGCCGCUGUAG
Molecule: messenger RNA, 684 nt
Organism: Gongylonema pulchrum
Lineage: Eukaryota; Metazoa; Nematoda; Chromadorea; Rhabditida; Gongylonematidae
Source: the annotation of a GenBank genome assembly